ACGUCAUUUCCGCGCGCCGCGGGCGGGGCGGGAGCGAAACCUCGCUGCUGGGGCGGCCUGCGGCUCUAGGUGCCCGGGCUGCAGGAUGAGCGAGGCGGACGGGCUGCGGCAGCGCCGGCCGCUGCGGCCCCAGGUCGUCACGGACGACGGCCAGGCCCCAGAGGUCAAGGAUGGCAGCUCCUUUAGCGGCAGAGUCUUCCGAAUGACCUUCUUGGUGCUGGCUGCAUCCCUCAUCCUGCCCCUGCUUGGAGCCAUGAAGCUGCUGGAGUCCCCCAUUGAUCCCCAACCUCUCAGCUUUAAAGAACCUCCUUUGCUGCUUGGUGUCCUACAACCAAAUACGAAGUUGCGGCAGGCGGAAAGGCUGUUCGAGAAUCAGCUCAUUGGGCCAGAGUCCAUAGCAAAUGUCGGGGAUGUGAUGUUCACUGGUACAGCUGAUGGCCGGGUCCUAAAACUUGAAAAUGGUGAAGUAGAGACCAUCGCCCGGUUUGGCUCAGGCCCAUGCAAGACCCGCGAAGACGAGCCUGCCUGUGGAAGGCCCCUGGGCAUCCGUGUGGGGCCCAACGGCACUCUUUUCGUGGCCGACGCGUAUAAGGGGCUGUUUGAAGUCAACCCCCGGAAACGGCAAGUGAAGUUGCUGCUGUCCUCUGAGACGCCCAUUGAGGGAAGGAAGAUGUCCUUUGUGAACGAUCUUGCCAUCACACGGGAUGGGCGGAAGAUCUACUUCACUGAUUCCAGCAGCAAGUGGCAGAGGCGAGAUUUCCUUCUCCUGGUUAUGGAAGGCACCGAUGAUGGGCGCCUGCUGGAGUACGACACUGAGACCCAGGAGGUGCGGGUGCUCCUGGACCAGCUGCGGUUUCCCAACGGGGUGCAGCUGUCUCCCGAGGAAGAUUUCGUCCUAGUGGCAGAAACAACCAUGGCAAGGAUACGCAGGGUCUACGUGUCUGGCCUGAUGAAGGGUGGGGCUGAUGUGUUCGUGGAGAACCUGCCAGGGUUCCCCGACAACAUCCGGCCCAGCAGCUCCGGGGGCUACUGGGUCGCCAUGUCGGUCAUCCGCCAGAACCCCGGGUUCUCCAUGCUGGACUUCCUGUCAGAGAAACCCUGGAUCAAAAGGAUGAUUUUCAAGCUGCUCAGUCAGGAGACGGUGUUGAAGUUCGUGCCUCGGUACAGCCUGGUUCUCGAGCUCAGUGACAGCGGUGCCUUCCGGAGGAGCCUGCACGACCCUGACGGACUGGUGGCCACUUACAUCAGCGAGGUGCAUGAGCAUGACGGGCACCUGUACCUGGGCUCCUUCCGGUCGCCCUUUCUCUGCAGGCUCAGCCUGCAGUCGAUCUAGGCCUGGGUGUGCCGGGCAGCUGGAGCAGCUGUCCCAGCACCUGUGGGUCCUCAGAAGAGUGGAUGGAAAGACGGCUGCAGCCCAAGGGGACCCCUCUCCUGGGAGUGACUUCAUCUUUAGAGAAGAUCAAUUCAUAGAAAGCCAUUUUCUCUUACAAGAAAGAAUAAUGUCUCUAGGAACUGUCUUUCUCUAGGAUGUGGGAAACUGCACUGUCUGUGGAACUCAGGGUUAGUUAGUGGCCAGAGCCACUGAUGAGCUGCCAGAGCCUCACUGCUGCUGCUGGUCUCUGCUGGGGCUUCAGUGUCCCUCUCUAAGGGGGACACAUGCUUUCGGGGUAGCACAGAAGGACCAGGGAGCACAGUGCGAGUGUGGGAUACAGCCUGGAUGCCCUGCGCCAUGUGUGGGGUCUUCCCAGCCUCACCUGCUGCUACCUGGCCUCUUUGCACACCAGAGGUUUCCAGACCGGAGCAGGUGGGAGGGGCGGCCUGCGGAUCUGGGGUGGGAGGCCUGUUUGGGUUCUUUGAUGAGAACUGACCCCGAGGGAGUCUGCACUGCAGAGUCCAUCUGGGAAUGCGCUGUCUCCGCCUUUGUUCUGCCUCUCGGACCCUGUGUGGGCAGUGCAUGUGUGACGUGCUAUCUUCUGCUAGUGUCAUAUCCCAACUGCUGUAUGUCUUGACAGGUCGGCACACUGGUCUUACUUUUGAUAAUAAUAAUAAAUAGUUUUAAACUCA
Messenger RNA from Chinchilla lanigera (long-tailed chinchilla), 2064 nucleotides. It is a transcript of the gene Apmap, whose product is annotated as adipocyte plasma membrane associated protein. Bases 86 to 1333 code for a protein of 415 amino acids. Gene Ontology annotation, molecular function: strictosidine synthase activity. The record is from RefSeq and is a predicted model, not a curated record. Gene Ontology annotation, biological process: biosynthetic process. The transcript is spliced from 9 exons. NCBI's taxonomy places the organism in Eukaryota, Metazoa, Chordata, Mammalia, Rodentia, Chinchillidae.